AUGCCCAAGCUUGUACCUCUCAAUGUGAACAGCCUGCAGAGCUUAUUUUUUCGUCCGGUCACAGAAGAAUAUAUCUCAAGCAUAAUAACAAAUUUGAAAAGAUCGGAUUCUACUGGAGAUGAUGUUUACAGCACCAAUUUACUGAAGAAAUGUUACAUGCAGUGGCCUUUGGGCCACAUAAAGUUGGACAGCCCUGUAGUAGAUCAGCAGCUUCUUCUACACAAACUGGAGCAGUACGGAGUGAGGAGACUUCCACUUAUGUGGUUUGAGAGCUACCUGAGCGAUAGCUCAGAUAGAUCCAGUAUGUACAAGUUGAUAACCACAAAUCCCGCCCAACUAAAUGCGGCAUUGGAGUUCCUCAGAGCUCAAUACUCGGACCUAUGCUAUAUAUAA
This is a messenger RNA of Acanthoscelides obtectus, 393 nucleotides long. The record is from the annotation of a GenBank genome assembly. Lineage: Eukaryota; Metazoa; Arthropoda; Insecta; Coleoptera; Chrysomelidae.